AUGCCCGGAACAACCCCUCAUCCCCUCAUUCACAUCAAUGCCUUCGCCGGCACUGGCAAGUUGACCGUCGCCCGGCAUCUUGUCGAGCAAGUCGCCCUCUCAGCAAAUCUAAAACUGGUCCAUAACCACCUUCUUGUCAAUCCCGCUGACGCUGUCCUCCACCGCACGCAACCGGGGUACCAAUCACUUCGGCUCGCUCUCCGCACCGCUAUAUUUACGUCCCUAACGACUGAGCCUGCAACCUUCAAUACAGCCUAUCUGUUCACGGACUUCCAGACAUCAAAUGAACUAGGUGUCAGUGUGUGCGCAGAAUACGCGCAGGCCGCGAAGGAUCGAGGAUGUCUACUGAUCCCGAUUGUUCUGACUUGCGAUGAAGACGAGAAUAUCAGGCGCAUGACGCAGUCGGGGCGCGAAAAACAUGGAAAACUUAUGGACGUGGAGAUACUGAAGAUGUUUCGUAAAGGAUUUCCGAUUUUCGAGUUUAGCGAUAGGAAGGAGUUCUUGAAGAUCGAUGUGACUCAUCUGGAGCCAGAAGAGGUCGCGAGAAUUAUCUGGGAGCAUGUCUUGCUGUUUUUUCCUGGUUUGAGCGGUGCGGAGUCUUGA
Molecule: messenger RNA, 603 nt
Organism: Penicillium samsonianum
Lineage: Eukaryota; Fungi; Ascomycota; Eurotiomycetes; Eurotiales; Aspergillaceae
Exons: 1
Coding region: 1-603 (200 amino acids)
Source: RefSeq, a predicted model, not a curated record